GAGAAGGGGAAGGGAAAACCAGCUCCGCUCCGUGCCAGACUAGUGUCUGGGGCAGCCGCGGCGAGGCUAGGGGCGUGGCGCGCGAGGAACCGGCUUUUCAAGCCCCGCUCGCCGGCGAUGUGGCAACUGCCUCCCCGGGCCCGGCAGAUCCAGGGCGCACCCCAGGCUCCUCCGGGCAGGAGGGCAGCGGGGGCGUCGUAGCCAUUCUCGCCCGGAAAAGCAGCGCGCCCCGAGCGCGGCGCCAACAAACCGGCCAGCGCAGGCAGCGCGCAACAUGGAUGCGGAGAGCGCCAGCAGCCACAACAGCAACAACAACAACAACAACCGGCGAGGGAGCCUCCUGCCCGGGACUUCUUCUGAGAAGAUCGUCGCCGAGUCGUACAAGGUCUACAAGCGGCGAUGGCUGCUGCUGGGCGUAGUCUGCCUGCUCAAUUGCUCCAAUGCCAUGGUGCGUAAAGAGCGCGCGCGGUUGUCUUUUCUUUUCGCUCGUCUCCAACUUGCCAGAUUGCGCACGGGAUUCCUUUGGCCGGCCGCUUUCCCCCCAUCGAAGCAGCCCUUCGAUUGGCCCGGCUUGGAGCUGCAGGGAUUUCGGGAGCCGAGAGGGAAAUUUGAACGAUCUGGCCACCCCAAAGUUUAAAAAAUGACUUCGAAGUGGCUGGAGGUACUUCGGAAGCGGAGAGGUGGCGGCGCAGCCGGAUGUUCUUGGGUUGUUAGCAAGCCUGACGGAUGAGUCAAAGCGCCUGUCACUGGAAGCUUGCGUUUUAAAUCGUUGCCUUUCUGGCUUCCGAGGCGCCGGGCAGAAAGUCUCGCCGCCCCAUGUUAUGGCUUAGAAUCAUGGAAUUCUUUUUUUUUUAGAGUUGGAAAGGGACCCGGAGGAUCAUCUAGUCCAACCCAGGCAAUGCAGGAAUAUGUAGCUGUCCCAUAUGUUGUUAUUUAGUCAUUUAGUUGUGUCCGACUCUUCGUGACCCCCUGGACCAGAGCACUCCAGGCACUCCUGUCUUCCAGUGCCUCCCGCAGUUUGGUCAAACUCAUGCUGGUAGCUUCGUGAACACUGUCCAACCAUCUCGUCCUCUGUCGUCCCCUUCUUCUUGUGCCCUCCAUCUUUCCCAACAUCAGGGUCUUUUCCAGGGAGUCUUCUCUUCUCAUGAGGUGGCCAAAGUCUUGGAGCCUCAGCUUCAUGACCUGUCCUUCCAGUGAGCACUCAGGGCUGAUUUCCUUAAGAAUGGAUAGGUUUUAGGAGAGGAUAGGAGAGCCAGUGUGGUGUAGUGGUUAAGAGCGGUAGUCUCUUAAUCUGGGGAACCGGGUUCACGUCUCCGCUCCUCCACAUGCAGCUACUGGGUGACCUUGGGCCAGUCACACUCAGCCCCACUCACCUCACAGAGUGUUUGUUGUGGGGGAGGAAGGGAAAGGAGAAUGUUAUCCGCUUUGAGACUCCUGAAGGGGAGUGAAAGGCGGGAUAUCAAGUCCAAACUCUUCUUCUUCUUAUCUUCUUGCAGUCCAUGGGACUCUCAAGAGUCUCCUCCACACCAUAAUUCAAAAGCAUCAAUUCUUCGGCGGUCAGCCUUCUUUAUGCUCCAGCUGUCCCAUACCUGCAACCUUGGUGUUAUCAGUACCAUGCUCUAUCCAACUGAGCUAUGCAUGAUCCACACAACACCCCUGCGAGGUAGAUUAGGAUUGGAGAGACAGACAAAAAUCCCUGUUAGGGAUUUUUAUUUUUAUUUUUGGAAAUAAUUUUUAUUUGAUUUUGCAAAUAUAAAGUUAUAACAGUACAACCAUACAUAUCCACAUUUACAGAUUCCUCUGAAUCUCUGGACUUCCCACCUUCCCCUUCAUGGGUCCUAUUAUUAAACCUUUUCUACUGCUUUCCCCCCCAAUAUUCUAUAUUGAAUAUAACUCCAUUAUUUCCAUAGUACUUGCUACCUUACAAGAGUUAUUGCAGUCCUGCUAAUGUUUUCAUCAGUUUACAGUGGUCUCCAAGAUAAAUGAUAAAUUUCCCCCAUUUUUUGUUAAAGUUUUGGUCUUUUUUUUUCUUUUUUUUUAAAAAAAAAUAAUAUUUAUUAAAGUUUCAAAGGAAAAAAAAUCACAUUAAUAAAAAAAAAUUAACAAUAAAAAGGAAAAAUACAAAGUAGAAAAAAGAAAAAACAGUUAAAAACAAUUCCAUCUUUUCUUCACUUCUUUUACGUUUACUUGUUUCCGGACCUCCUCAUACCUCCCUCUUUUGUAUUCCAAUUCAAUUUGUUAAUCCAACAAUUCCUUUCCCUCCUUUUUAAUCCUAAUCCUUAAUCUUGAUAUAUUGUAACAUUAUAUUUUUACAUAUUAAAAACCAAUUUUUCCAUAUUCUUUUGUACCUAUACAGCUAGAAAGCACUUAACUUCAAUCCAACAUCAUUCUAACAUUCAUUAAUUUUGCAAUAUUUCUGUAAAUAGUCUUUAAAUUUCUUCCAAUCUUCUUCCACCGACUCUUCUCCCUGGUCCCGGAUUCUGCCAGUCAUUUCUGCCAAUUCCAUAUAGUCCAUUAAUUUCAUCUGCCAUUCCUCCAGUGUGGGUAAAUCUUGUGUCUUCCAAUGCUUUGCAAUGAGUAUUCUUGCUGCUGUUGUAGCAUACAUAAAGAAAGUUCUGUCCUUUUUUUAACACCGAUUGGCUGACUAUGCCCAGGAGAAAGGCCUCUGGUUUCUUCAAGUAUGUAUAUUUUAAUAACUUUUUAGUUCAUUAUAUAUCAUCUCCCAGAAAGCCUUAAUCUUUGGGCACGUCCACCAAAGGUGAAAAAAUGUACCUUCAGUUUCUUUACAUUUCCAACAUUUAUUAUCAGGCACAUGAUAGAUUUUUGCAAGCUUGACUGGGGUUAUGUACCACCUGUAUAUCAUUUUCAUAAUAUUUUCUCUUAAGGCAUUACAUGCCGUAAAUUUCAUACCUGUGGUCCACAACUGUUCCCAGUCAGCAAACAUAAUAUUAUGUCCAACAUCUUGUGCCCAUUUAAUCAUAGCAGAUUUCACCGUUUCAUCCUGAGUAUUCCAUUUCAACAGCAAGUUAUACAUCUUUGACAAAAUUUUAGUUUUGGGUUCUAACAAUUCUGUUUCUAAUUUUGAUUUUUCCACCUGGAAGCCGAUUUUCUUGUCCAAAUUGUAUGCCUCCAUUAUCUGAUAAUAAUGAAGCCAGUCUCGCACUUUGUUUUUAGUUUUUCAAAACUCUGCAGUUUCAAUCUAUCUCCAUCUUGUUCCAAAAUUUCCCAAUAUUUCGGCCAUUUGACCUCCAUAUUGAGCUUUUUCAGAGCUUUCACUUCCAUCGGUGACAGCCACCUUGGGGUUUUAUUUUCCAUUUAAUCCUUAUAUCUUAUCCAAACAUUAAACAAUGCUUUCCUGACAAUGUGGUUUUUAAAUGCUUUAUGUGCUUUGACCUUAUCGUACCACAGAUAUGCAUGCCAUCCAAAUACAUUGUUAAAACCUUCUAAAUUUGGUCUUCUUGGUUCCUGAGCUUUCCGGUCAGUUUUGCCAUUUUGGCAUAGUCCUACAAUUUAAUUUGCCGGUCUUAUCUGGUAGGGGCUUUAUUUUCUUUCAAUCUCUGGGCUAAUAGCAUCUGUGCUGCUGUCGCUGCAUGCAUAUAAAGUCUUUUCUGCUCCCUUAGCACCUACAAUUGCUAAUAAAAAAGCCUCUGGUUUUUUUAUAUAUAUAAAAGUUAAUUUAAACAUUUUUUUCAUCUCAUUACAUAUCAUUUCCCAGAAUGCUUUUAUUACCUGGCCUGAUAGGGAUUUUAAUGGGGGUUUCCGUGGUACAAUGCUUAAAUCCUGCCUUUCUCCACCUCGGGUUCCCAGAUGUUACAACUCCCAUUACGCCCAGACCAUUUGUUAGUCUUACAUUAUGCAGUUGUGGCUUCCCCCAAAUAAUCCUGGGAACUGUAGUUUGUUGAAGGUGCUGAGGAUUGUUAAGAUAGCACAGAGCUACCAUUCCCAGCACCUUUGUGAUACUACACUUCCCAGGAUUCCUUGGGGGAAGCAAUGACUAUUAAAAGAGCACCUUCAAUGGAUUGUGUGCAUGGGACCUCCCAGUUUUCUCAAAGCUCUGGGGACCGGAUGUUCUAAGCUGCAUGGGGUAUUUUAAAUCCUGAGCUAACCAUUCCUUGGCUGUGGUCGCAGUCUGACCGAACCAGAGAAUCAUAAACUUUUAUAGUUGGAAGGGAUACCAAGGGUCAUCUAGUCCAACCCUCUGCAAUGCAGGAAUCUCAGCUAGAUCAUACCUGACAGAUGACCACCCAACCUUUGCUUAGUAGCCUCCAAGAAAGAAGAGUCCACCACCUCUCGUGGGAAUCUGUUUCGGUGGAAGUGUAAUCCGAGGUUAACAAUCCAGAGCCUCUGAACAUGUGCAGACUGCCGCUUCCUCCCCUACACCAAAGCCCCGAGAUGAGCUCAAGUCCCGACUCCUCUCAAUUUGCAAAUUUAGACAGAGUCAGCAGGGACUAAAUUAAGAGGUGCGUCUUGUUUGCUUCGUUUGUUCAUUGAUUUACUGGAGCGCCAAGGAGCAAAAUGGCGUGUGAAUCACUAUUCGGAAGGUGCAGGUGUUGAAUUCUUGUGCUGCGGCAGCUUUCAGAGCUUGGAAUGUUCAAGUUUGGGAAGGAAAUGACUUAAAUCAGGUCUCUGCUGCUGUGGGAAACAUAUUGCUUAGCCAGGUGGUCCAACGAAAACGCUGGCUCCAGUUGCAGAGCGACAAUAUUUCAGGUGGGGCUCAUUUUGUGACUGUUCCAGGGGUUGAAAGGCCCCUUUCUUAGGACAAAAGGCAAAAAGGUUUGGAGCUUUUUGGUUGAGAGCUGAGGCAGCAUGGCUAAUGUUCAGUGCAGAAGGGAGUUGUAGCCCAGCAACAAGUUCUCUUGGUGCCAUGAGCGGGUUAUGUUUUCCCCUCUCAUUAAACUGGAACAUGGAGUCACGUAAGGAAUCUGGUUGUCAGAUCCAGGACCAAGAAAAGGAAGUAGCUAUUUCUGCAAAGAGUAAUUAAUCCGUGGAACUCCCUGCCACAAGAUUUUUAUGGCAAGUAUCAGGCUCACACCCUUGCCAUUCAUUUCCUUCAUAUGUAUGUUAGAAAAACAUGGGGAGGCCAAUGUGGAGGCAAGCGAUCCAAAUAUGAUGGACCUUGGGGUUGAUCCAGUAAAGACGUUCAGAUGUUUCUUCAAACAUGGAAGUGGCCCCACCAGAAGAUAAAAGAUUCUUGAACGAAUUGGAUAAGAUGACAGGAAGGAUUCGAAACCUGCUGGACCAGAGAUUCACACAAGAUUGGAAUAAAUAUGUGAACUAUUUGAAGAGCAACUGUAAUCAACAAAUUACGCUAGUAGGACUACGAGAAGUUUGGUAAGGAGGAAUAUAUGGAAUAUUGCAAAGAGGAUAAAGAAGAGAGACAUUAGUUAUGAUAUUUAAAAGUAAUAGUGAAAGUAAGAAAUGUAAAUUAAGUGGAAAAGACUGGAAAUUUUUCAGAUGUGAUUGGCGGAAGUAAAAAAAUUGUAUAAGAUAUAAAAGUAUAUUUUAUAAUUGUCACAAAUGAUAUGUAUAUAUAUCUAUUUCUUGAAUGAGGUGAUCCAUUUUCUACUGAAGAAACCCAAAGAAUGGAGCCACUGACCAGGACAAGCGGGCUUGGACUCUCUUGGGUGAUGGUCAGAGACAUGAGCAGCAAGCAUACGCCAAGCUAAGGCCUUCAGAGAACUGGCUUGAAGUUUUCAUCCCCGAGUCACUGCCUCACCACACAGAAUCUGCAGGGAAAGGAACAUUGCUGGUCCUGGCAAUGCCAGCUCAGACCUGCCCGGCGUCCCAUCAAAGCGAUUUCUGCUGUUAAUCUUGGAAAUAUGACUUUGUCUUCUCACAUACCAUGGGCAGAAAGGCUUGCCCAGGUUGAAAAAGGCCACCCUGAAGCAGUUGCUUACUAGACCAACAAACAGAGAGUCCGACUCAGGAACUUGCCCCUACAACAAAUCUCUUUGUCUUGAUUCUGUGUCCCGCAACACUGACAACAAAGUUAAAAAGAUAAGUGACUGUACAACCUUUGAAGCCAUCUGAAGGCAGCCCUGUAUAGGGAAGUUUUAUUAUGUUUUUGUAUAUGCUGGAGGAAGAAGAAGAAGAAGAGUUUGGAUUUGAUAUCCCGCCUUUCACUCCCUUUAAGGAGUCUCAAAGCAGCUAACAUUCUCCUUUCCCUUCCUCCCCCACAACAAACACUCUGUGAGGUGAGUGGGGCUGAGAGACUUCAAGGAAGUGUGACUGGCCCAAGGUCACCCGGCAGCUGCAUGUGGAGGAGCGGAGACGCGAACCCGCUUCCCCAGAUUAUGAGACUACUGCUCUUAACCACUACACCACACUGGCUCCACCCAAUGUGGCUGGGGCAACAAUAAAAAUAUUUUAUUUUAUUUUAUUUUAUUUUAUUACCUGCACAUUCUCCAGCAGCAGAGAUGCUGUCAUCUGCCAGACAGGCCUUGCUGACAUUAGAGACCCGACAGAUCAGAAGCUGGGUGCCAGAGAGUGGAUGGACGCAAACCAGACACCAUGAAAGGCAGCGCUCAAAAGGAAGAGACAGUCUUUUCCAUCAGUAUUAUUUAAAGUGGAGUCCGAAGUUGCAGAGCAAGGAAGGAAAAAGUUGCCUUUGGUGCAGGAGGCAAGUUUCUAUGCCACUCUCUGACCUCCUUCCAGGAAAGCAAGAAGCAUUUUUUUGAGUGUUCCGGGACACAUUAUAGCCCAGGAGACUGCAAAGCAGUGAGCAGGAUGACCUGGGGAGAGACCUCAGGGUCCAGGGAGGGAGAGAGGCAUUUCAGCCACUGAUUCACUGCUGGAGGAGCACACUUUACCCCUGGAAGUAAUCACACAGAGAGACUCUGAGUCUGGAAAAUAAAAACACUAGGUUUGUUUAAGAUAAUAUAUAUUCAGUAGGAAAGAUCCUCGUUCUAUCUCAGGUGGAGAUGCAAAGAACAAUUCUUGCUCUUUGUUUUUGUAAUUUAUGUAUGCAACAAGAUUUAUAUAAGAACUUAAUUCAUUCCGGAGGUCCGUUCCUAACCUGAAACUGUUCUUAACCUGAAGCACCACUUUAGCUAAUGGGGCCUCCUGCUGCUGCCGUGCCGCCGGAGCCUGAUUUCUGUUCUUAUCCUGAAGCAAAGUUCUUAACCUGAAGCAUUAUUUCUGGGUUAGUGGAGUGUGUAACCUGAAGCGUCUGUAACCCGAGGUACCACUGUACAGUAGGUGGCUUACUCAAAAUAAUACAAAAUAUUCUCAAGGAAUUACCAAUAUACCGUAUUUUUCGCUCUAGAAGAUGCGCCAGACCAUAAGACGCACCUAGUUUUUGGAGGAGGAAAACAAGAAAAAAACUAUUCUGAAUCUCAGAAGCCAGAACAGCAAGAGGAAUCACUGCGCAGUGAAAGCAGCAAUCCCUCUUGCUGUUCUGGCUUCUGGGAUAGCUGCGCAGCCUGCAUUCGCUCCAUAAGACGCACACACAUUUCCCCUUACUUUUUAGGAGGGAAAAAGUGAGUCUUAUAGAGCAAAAAAUACGGUAAGCCAUAGGUUUAAAAGAAGAGCCUCAUGCCAACUGUCUACUUCUCCAACCAGCUCGGCUUUUGCUUGUUUUUUUAACAAAUUGAGGCCAAGAGAACACCGACUUCUAGUCAGGAACGGGUUGUACCUGCCAUGAAUGGCUCCUAUGUUAAUUCUUUCUUCAUUUAUGCUUCCCAUAGUACCAUGACACACUAGCAGCUAUCUCUAGCACCGCCCGGCCUUUCUCCUUGCUGUGCAAACAACAGCACAUGUGAAAGCUUAUGUCGCAAUAAAUCUGUUUGUUUUUAAGGGACCACAAGUCUCUUUGCUGAAGGUUGCUACAGCAGAGUAAAGGUAAGGCAAAGUUGUGGGACAAACCACAGAGCCUCUUGGGCUUGCCGAUUGGAAGGUCGGUGGUUCAAUUCCCUGUGAUGGAGUAAGCUCCCGUUGCUCUAUCCCAGCUCUUGCCAACGUAGUCAUUCAAAAGCAUGCCAGUGCAAGUAGAUAAAUAGGUACCGUUGUGGCGGGAAGGUAAAUGGCGCUUCUGUGUGCUCUGGUUUCCGUCAUGGUGUUUCGUUGCGCCAGAAGCUGACCACAUGACUCGAAAAGCUGUCUGUGGACAAACGCUGGCUCUCUUGGCCUGAAAGCGAGAUGAGUGCCACAACCCCAUAGUUGCCUUUGACUGGACUUAACCAUCCAGGGGUCCUUUACCCUCUGGAGCUAGCAGUUGACGUCAUCGAAGCACUGUCGAAAGUCAGUCUCCCUCCUUAGAAAUUCUCCAAACUCUGCGCAGUGGUACCUCAGGUUACAAACGCUUCAGGUUACAGACUCCACUAACCCAGAAAUAUUACCUCGGGUUAAGAACUUUGCUUCAGGAUGAGAACAGAAAUCGUGCUGCAGCGGGAGGCCCCAUUAGCUAAAGUGGUACCUCAGGUUAAGAUCAGUUUCAGGUUAAGAACGGACCUCCAGAAUGAAUUAAGUUCUUAACCCGAGGUACCACUGUACUUCCUGCCUGUGCUGGUUGGUUGAGGGAUAUGUAUGCUGAGAAACAGAGUGCUGGUUUGAGCUCAGAGUGUGGUGGAGCCGUGGAGAAGCAGUAAUGAAAAGGCAACGAUGAUAAAGAUAAUGAGAAGUUCAGAUAAUAAUAAUAAUAAUAAUAAUAAUAAUAAUAAUAAUAAUUUAUUAUUUAUACCCCGCCCAUCUGGCUGGGUUUCCCCAGCCACUCUGGGCGGCUUCCAACUGAAUAUUAAAAACAGUACAGCAUCAGACAUUAAAAACUUCCCUAAAGAGGGCUGCCUUCAGUUGUCUUUUAAAAGUAAAAUAGUUGUUUAUUGCCUUGACAUCUACUGGGAGGGCGUUCCACAGGGCAGGCGCCACUACUGAGAAGGCCCUCUGUCUGGUUCCCUGUAACCUUACUUCUCGCAAUGAGGGAACCGCCAGAAGGCCCUUGGUGCUGGAUAAUGAAAGAGCAGGCCCAACAAACACGCCGAGUGAUGAUUAGAGGUGUUCCAAACUGGCUUCUUUCCAGGAUAUCAGUCAGGGCCGCCCGGCCCAUGAAGUGAGGUGAGGCAGUUGCCUCAGGCGACAGAUCUGGCCUCCACCUCAGGCACCUGCUACUGCUGUCUCUUCUCCAGUUUCCUCUUACUCUCCUGCCACCUCCAGCGCAUGUUGCGGAGGGAAAGGGUUGCGGAGGAAAAGGAUGUAGGGCUGUGGAGCUACAGAGGAAGAGAUGGUGGCAGUCGUGGGGCAGGGGCUGCAACGAAGGAGGCAGGAGCAGCAUCUUCUGUUUUGCUUCAGGCGGCAAAACUUCCUGACCCUGAUACUGGUCGUGUUUCAAUGAGAAGAACAGCAGACUUUAUCUGCAGCAGAGUUCUUAGUUUUUAUUGCCUGCCGAGGUACUUCUGUUCCUUAUUACCUUUAGUCAUACAUACUCCAAAAAUUGUGUUACACUCUGGACUACUUUACUCAUGGCUUAAUUGCCUAAUUGGACAAUUAACCUAUUCGCCACACUUAACCUCUCCUUUGUUUUCAUUGUGACCCAGAAAAAGGCUAAAGUUUCUGUAAGCAAAAGGAGUCGUCCGGGUUUGUUUCCAGUUAAACUAAUCUGCUUUCUGUUAUGUUGUAAACAACCAGCGAUACAAGAUGCACUAAACAACAGGACUGAUGUGGACUAGUGGCCAUGUUGCACAUUGACGUGCAUCACUUGAUGACCCUCAACUCGAUGUGUGGGCCAACUCUGUUAAAAUCAGUGAGGUGACAAAAAUGAACGGGUGCCUGUAGCAGCUACUCAUUUUGACAGCUACUGCAGGCAUCUGUUCAGAGCCUUCUUCCAGCUCUCUUGAGGCCACCGGUUUUCUCCCACACAUCUGGGCUAAUUCAGACAGAACGGAACAAGGCAGUCAGUGCAUCAUCCAGGGUACAAACCUCCCACACUACAAAGCAUGGGGAGGGACUCCUAGGAGCGCAAAACUGGGAGGGAGAACCACCAAGACGCUUGUGGGUCUUUAACGGUGGUUUGGAUCCAGCAUCUUAGAACAAGGAUGAGGGAUGUCAGGCCAGAGGUCUGAAUCUGGUCCUCAGGGACUCUCCCCAGGUAUCACACACCCUGGACACAGCUUUUACAGUCCCUUUUCUGCACUGCCCUUGAUAGUUUUCUCCUGGCUGAAAUGUGUCCUUGCACUCCAAUAAUGUUGCUUGUUUGCCUGGACAGAGGCUAGAGAGGAGCAUGUGUGUGUCUGUAGAAACAGGCCUAUUGCACAAAGGUAAAAUAAAAUAAAAUAAAAUUGAAUGCUCUCAUCCUUUUUUGCCUCUGGCCUUGCCCACGCCUAGCAUGGGUUGCCCAGAAGUACGUGUGACCCUCUGGCUAUAAAAGGUUUCCCAUCUCUAAUAACAGAAGAUGGCUAUUGUUUUUCCAUGCUGCUUUUUGUGUGCAUGUGCAUGUAAGAGAAAGAGCACUCUUUUAUUAAUGUGCUAUAUGAAAAAACUGCUCCUUUUCCCUUAUGGGGUACCCAAAGAGCCCAUAUAGAGUCCUUUUGUAGGUUCUCUAUCAGAAGGAGAAAAUAACAGAGGCCAACCAGAGAAUAUUGAGAAGCAAAGCAGCUAGUAAGCCUGAUCUUUAUUGAUCUGUUGCAACAGGGUGCUCACAACCACACGCUGGAGGCAGGAGGGACCCUGAACAAUGGUGUGCAAGCCCUUAUAUAGACAUUUUGAAAUUGCCCACCCUGGAGCCCAAGACCACCCCCCAAAACAUCAUACAUACAUCACAGAAGGGGCGGUCUACAACAGAAUCCUGUCUGACAUGAAACCUGUUGAUGGGUUUUUACCUGGCUAGCCAGGCUAUUCUUUUGUGAUGAUAAAUACAGUGGUACCUCAGGUUAAGUACUUAAUUCUUUCCGGAGGUCCGUACUUAACCUGAAACUGUUCUUAACUUGAAGCAUCACUUUAGCUAAUGGGGCCUCCUGCUGCCGCCGCGCCGCCAGAGCACGAUUUCUGUUCUCAUCCUGAAGCAAAGUUCUUAACCCGAAGCACUAUAUCUGGGUUAGUGGAGUCUGUAACCUGAAGCAUCUGUAACCUGAAGCAUAUGUAACCCAAGGUACUACUGUACUUAAUGCCUGAGUCCAGGUCACAGGCUAUAUCUUAAAUGUGCCCUUGAGGCAGGAUUUGUGAGCAAAGAGACAAUGAGGAGGUUUUUCUCAUCUCCUCCCUCCUUGCAGAGAAACAUUUGAGGUCAAUUUGGGAGAGACAAAAUGGUUUCAGGACUUUUUUCCUAUACAGUGGUACCUUGGGUUACAGACGCUUCAGGUUACAGACUUGGCUAACCCAGAAAUAGUGCUUCAGGUUAAGAACUUUGCUUCAGGAUGAGAACAGAAAUCGUGCUCCGGCGGCGCGGCAGCAGCGGGAGGCCCCAUUAGCUAAAGUGGUGUUUCAGGUUAAGAACAGUUUCAGGUUAAGAACGGACCUCCGGAACGAAUUAAGUACUUAACCCGAGGUACCCCUGUACUGCUUCAGACAUGCAGUUUACAUAUUUAUGUAUGUGUUUGCUUGGUACAUUUAUUUUGUAUCUUAGACAUUAUAAUUCUCAUAAAAAUGCAUAGUCUGCAUCUUCAGCUCUGCAUAUUCUUUCGCCAUCUCUGCACAUUGCUUACCUGCUCCUGAGUUCUGCGUCCUUCACUCUGGGAUUACCAUAUUCCACUUAUAAUUAGCUUGGCAGGCUCUGUCAAUUUGUGGGAGAACCUCUUUGAUAGCGUUAAGGCUUCAUUAGUUUAAUUUCCUGAGGCAAUUUCAGUUCAGAGUUCUUUGCUCUUGACAAUUUGACAAGCGAGGAUGUCUCUUCAAGAAAGGCUGCAAGCUGACCUUGAAUGGAACAUCGCAGGUGUUCUUUGCAAUUUUGCAAAAUAUACUUGUUUACCACAGAAAAGGUUGAUGUUAACUCUUUUAAUUUAACUUCCUAGUUUUCAAAUGACUGAAGAUUUUGACAGAUUUUUCUGAGCACUUAGGGUCAGAAGAAAGUAUGUGAUUUCUUCGUUCUGUGAACCGCCCUGAGACCUCUGGGUAUAGGGCGGUAUAUAAGUUCAAUAAAUAAUAAUAAUAAUUUAAAAUAACUGUUGAGGUACUUCAUCCCAAAUCUGCUAGACAAGAGUGUUUUCUUCUAUGUAUGGGUAGUUUUGUGUACAGUGCUUAGGAAUGCAAAUGCUUAGGCUGUUUGCGAAUGCAUUAAAAAGUAAAUAAAUCAAAAUACCAAAUACUUCAGCUCCCUGCGUGGGUUUCAACUAAGGACUCCCACUAGCGGAAUGGGGUUUCCCCCCUGCACCCCCCCAAAUGGCUUGGAGGGUCAAGAGAACCCCCCGAAUAGUUUGCCUCUCAAAUAACAGCAUUCUGUGCCCAUUUGGAAGUUUUGCAGGUUCAUUGGCCUUCCGUACGGUUUUGUUUCUGCUUUUUUAAAAAAGGUUUUGCUGUACUUACGCUAACUUGCAGGUUCUCCUGAACGUUCUGAUUGUUGUUGUUGUUUAGUCGUUUAGUCGUGUCCGCCUCUUGAUGACCCCAUGGACCAGAGCACGCCAGGCCCUCCUGCCUUCCACUGCCUCCCGCAGUUUGGUCAAACUCAUGCUGGUAGCUUCGAGAACACUGUCCAACCAUCUCGUCCUCUGUCGUCCCCUUCUCCUUGUGCCCUCCAUCUUUCCCAACAUCAGGGUCUUUUCCAGGGAGUCUUCUCUUCUCAUGACGUGGCCAAAGUCUUGGAGCCUCAGCUUCAGGAUCUGUCCUUCCAGUGAGCAUUCAGGGCUGAUUUCCUUCAGACUGGAGAGCUUUGAUCUUCUUGCAGUCCAUGGGACUCUCAAGAGUCUCCUCCAGCACCAUAAUUCAAAAGCAUCAUCAAUUAUUCGGCGAUCAGCCUUCUUUAUGGUCCAGCUUUCACUUCUAUACAUCACUAAUGGGAAAACCAUAGCUUUUACUAUACUAACGUUCUGAUACUAUCCUCUAAUUUGGUAAUGAUUUUGCUCUUAGCAUAUGAUGCUUUGCUUCCUCGCUCAGUUUGCGAAGAGACGUCCAAAUGCCUCGUUUGCAGAUUUUUCUAGAAAUCAAAGGUGUCUUAGAAUACAUGUGUACUGAAUUUCAUGGGUGAGGGGAGGAUGUAACCUUUUUCAUUCUCCCUUUUUCUGAGUCAUCAUGUGGGACUUACGUGACACCUGCCUGUGGAAAUAUGCCCGUAUGGCAGGGCACACAAGAAAAACGUAAAAGCAGGAUGCAAAUGGAUGGGUAGAUAGAUCAAUAUAAAUAAAUAAUUUGCCUUUUGCCUAGAGAUGUGUCUUGCAUCAGUCUCCGGAGCCCCAGCCAAACACUAAUUUGAGAUCGCAUUAAUUGCCUGGAACCUUCCCAGCUAAAAUACAAAUCCACUCGGAACAUUGAGCUGCUCAUGUUCUAAAUGGUUUGCCUGGAUUUGUCUUUCGUUCUUCAGCAGGAUGCUUUAAGUCACCUUCAGGUCUAGCAACAUGUGGUGACAUUGCCCCGCUCUGUAAGAUCUUAAAGGAAAUCCUGCCUGGCCCUGCGCAAUCCAGGCUUCCUGUCUCUCUACCUCAGGGGUCAGCAAAUUUUUCAGCAGGGGGCUGGUCCACUGUCCCUCAGACUUUGUGGGGGGCCGGACUAUAUUUUUGUGAGGUGGGGAGGAGAACAAAUUCCUAUGCCCCACAAAUAACCCAGAGAUGCAUUUUAAAUAAAAGGUCACAUUCUACUCAUGUAAAAACACGCUGAUUCCCGGACUGUCCACAGGCCGGAUUUAGAAGGUGAUUGGGCCGGAUCCGGCCCCUGGGCCUUAGUUUACCUACCCAUGAGCUAGCUGAUUGUGUCUAGACAGUGCUACUCACAGAUGGCGCCCUAAACAUAACUACCUGCAGGUUUUGUGUCGUUACGCUGUAACCUCGUUCCCCCUCCAUCUGCAGCUAUGGUUGACGUUCGCUCCAGUGGCUGAUAAAACAGCAGAACGGUUUAACACCUCCAUGGAUAUGGUCAACUGGCUGUCCCUCGUGUACCUCGUGAUAUCCGUUCCAGUCGGGCUCAUAGCAAUAUGGAUUCUGGACACCGUCGGGCUGAAAUGUGCCGUAAGUUGAAAUGGAGACUGGCGCGAAGCGGCAGUUUUUGAGCAGUAACCUGGGAACUUGCCUGGAAAUCUACUGCAGAUUUCUUUCUUAGAAGAUCACAGAUGGUCAACAGGCUUCUGCUUGCCCCUGCUCAGGGGCUAAUAAUAAUAAUAAUAAUAAUAAUAUAUUUAUUAUUUAUACCCCACCCAUCUGACUGGGUUUCUCCAGUCACUCUGGGUGGCUCCCAACAGAAUAUUAAAAACACGAUCAGACAUUAAAAACUUCCCUAAACAGGGUUGCCUUCAGAUGUCUUCUAAAAGUCAGAUACAGUGGUACCUCGGGUUAAGUACUUAAUUUGUUCUGGAGGUCCGUUCUUAACCUGAAACUGUUCUUAACCGGAAGCACCACUUUAGCUAAUGGAGCCUCCUGCUGCCACUGCGUGAUUUCUGUUCUCAUCCUGAAGCAAAGUUCUUAACCCGACGUUCUAUUUCUGGGUUAGCAGAGUCUGUAACCUGAAGGUACCACUGUAGUUGUUUAUUUCUUUGACAUCUGAUGGGAGGGCCUACCUUGGGGUUGGGCAGGUUGGCAGGGACACAAAAAAUGUGCCUCUCCCUGGGGGUUAGGAGUGGCUAGGAGCCCACCCUCCCCAGGCUGGAUCCUCUGCUGCAGUCUCCUCUGACAAGGGCUUUUUUCCAGCCGGAACUCCCAGGAACUCAAUUCCAGCACCUCUCAGGUGGGCGCCAUUGCCAUUAUAAGAGAACAAGGGAGGCGUUCACAGUGAGUUCUGGCACCUCUUUUUCUAGAAAAAUAGCGCUCUCUGCAAGGGAUCUCCUGAGCUCCUUGCCAAGGGUGCAAGGGACUGAAGAAAUGAACCCAUGCUGCUAAUUCUCGUUGUAGACCAGUGUGAGGUAAGCCGCACAUAAGCAGCACAAAAAACAAUACAAAUCAUUCUAUGUUCUAAAUCUUAUAUUAAUAAUCCAAAAACUGAGAGAACAAGGUACAAGAUCUACUACAAAAGCCACAAACAGAAAACUCAUUCAAAUUGUGUCCAAAAGGAAGAUUCAGUCUUUAAAGUUCCUUCAGUCCAUAUGUUACAUUCCUUCUUGGCUUAAGCUACAAUAUUUAAUUUCUUCAGGAAAUUCUCCCUCAACAUUUUGGUGUUUUUACAUACCUUCAACUUCAUAUGCUAAGUUCUUUCUUGACUUAAGCAUUUAUUCAUUCACUAAGCUUUUUAUUUUAUUUUUAUUCGCUUAGCCUGGCUAAGAUUUAGAACGUAGAAUGAUUUGGUAGUGUUUUGUGUGGCGCUUAUGUGCUGCUUACUUCAUACUGGUCUACAAGGGUGCAAGGGAGCCUAGGUACGACUGCCCCUGCUGCUGACGUCUUGCAGAAGACACAAUCACAGGAGAGCACAGGGUGUGCUUUAGAUUUGGGGUGGGGAACUACAGGCCUGGGGGCCAAAGUCAGCCUUCCAGGUCUCUCUCAGGCUCUUGCAGCUCUCCCCAGCCCUCCCUCUCACCUUCCCUCGAGUGGUUUUGCCUGGCUGGAAUGUGCCCUUGUACUCUGAUAGGGCCUCUUGCUAGCCCAGACAGAGAGGACUUUGCGUCUGUGUAGAAACUAGGUAGUUGCACAAAGGUGAAUUUUCUCUCUGUUCCCACUCCCACGCCUUCUGGCCAGUGUUCAAGAUUAACCAGGUGCCAGGUAUGUUCUGUACCUGGCUUUCAACCACUUGUGACUAAGGGAAGGUGCCUAGGAGUCAGGAUUGUGCCCAACAUUUCCACCAUCUGGGGAUCAUUGGUACAAAGCCCUCUAGCGCUUUCCCAAAGGCCAGCAAUGAACUGGAUGAACUUUGAACUGAAGGAUGCCCAGGUACACAAUUCAGGUCAUCCAGCCGCUGUGCUACUACCCUCACUCUCAACGCACUGCCAGCCUUAUAGCCAUCUGCCUGUCGGAAAAGAAAUGUAGGGAAAUGAAAUACCGUAUUUUUCGCUCUAUAGGACGCACCCGACCAUAGGACGCACCUUGUUUUAGAGGGGGAGAACAAGAAAAAAAAAAUCUCCCCCUCUCUGCUCAGCGCCCCUUCAGCGAAGCGGCAGGAGAAACGGAGCCCCUUCCAUUUCUCCUCCCGCUUCGCUGAAGGGGCGCUGCGCAGCUCUCCCUCUCUGCUGAAGCCAGGAGUCUUGCUCUCCCGGCUUCAGCAAGAGGAACCCAAAGUCUCCUUGGCUUCAGCGAUAGCAACCCGAAGCCUCCGGAGCGCAGCGCGAGUUCCUGCUGCGCUCCGGAGGGUUUAGGCGGCUAUCCCUGAAGCCUGGAGAGCGAGAGGGGUCGGUGCGCACCAACCCCCUUGCUCUCCAGGCUUCGGCGAAAGCAACACGAAGCCUCCAGAGCGUGGAGGGAGCACUCCCUCUGUGCUUCAGAGGCUUCACAUUGCUAUCACUGAAGCCAAGGAGCCUGCAUUCGCUCCAUAGGACACACACACAUUUCCCCUUAAUUUUUGGAGGGGAAAAUGUGCGUCUUAUAGGCCGAAAAAUACGGUAGUUCUGGAAUUUCAAUUGUUGAAAUUCAUUCCGUUCUCAUGGAUGGCUGCUUGAAAUCAGUGUUGGUGACAUGGUUUCUUCUACUGCAGGUGAUACUCUGCGCCUGGCUGAACAUGAUGGGAAGUGUCAUUCGGAUUUUCAGCAUCCUCGAUUUCCUGGAUCUGGGCUCCCUCAACUUUGUGUACCUGCUUGUGGGACAGUGCCUCUGUGGCACGGCCCAGCCGCUCAUCAUUUUUUCACCCACCAAACUGGCAGCCUUAUGGUUCCCAGAACACCAAAGGGCCACAGCCAAUAUGAUUGCCUCCAUGUGUAAGUAACUGGGCCAGGGCAGGUCGAGCCAGAAUCAGUGUUAAAUGCUCAGACCACACUGCCCUGAUCGUCAGACUCGCCACCAAAUUCCGCACCGGCUGCAGUUUCCAAACCGUCUCCAAAGGCAGCCCCACAUAUAAUGUAUUGCAGUAGUCCAACCCAGAGGUUACCAGAGCGUAGACAACCGAAGUUAGGCUGUGGCAGAGUUGGCCCUCCGGCUGAAGCUGAUGGAAGGUACUCUGUGGCAACAUGGCCACUUGAACUUCAAAUCAACAGUAAUGGAUUCAGAAGUGCCCCCAGCUCCUCACCUGCUCCCUCAGAGGACUGGGGACCUCCCUGACAGGAAUAGCAGUCAGUCUGGAAACAUGACUGCAUGGAACCAUUCAAGAAAGGAGAAAGCAAUACAGUCAAACCUCGGUUGUCGAAUGUAAUCCGUUCCAGAAGCCCGUUCAGCUUCUGAAAUUUUCUACAACCGAGGCGUGGCUUCCAAUUGGCUGCAAGAGCUUCCUGCACUCAAGCAGAAGCCGCGUUGGAUGUUCGGCUUCCGAAAAACGUUCGAAAACUGGAGCAUUUACAUCUGGGUUUUCAGCAUUCAGGAACCGAAACGUUCCAAAAAGGAGCCGUUAAGCAUCUCUGUAUCUCCCACAUAGAAAAUUAUCAUGUCAGGAAGGAAGCUGGGCUAGAAUUCUUCCCCCAUCAUCCUAGUUUUCUGUGUGAAUGGAUUUUUUUCCUAUGGAAAGCCAUUCCCCCAAGCACUAUCUGAAGUGAUACAGUUCAGAAACUUCUUCACCUGCGAUUUAUUAGUGUCUUUAAGGGGUCUUGAAGAAGAGGGCCCAAAAUACCUGGUAUCACCAUAGGGAUAUCUUUGGAGGAGCAGCCCUCAAAUCACACAUCUGAGAAGCCUCCCAACGAAAGGGGUUCUGAGUUCUAAUCCUGUACAGGCGUGUGGCCUCUCUUUUUGCUUUCCAGUCAGCUGGCUUGCUUUUUAAAUGCUCAGCAUUAUAUUUCAGCUGCUUCGGAGGGAAAAGUCACAUAUUUCUCUCUCUCUCUCUUUAAUUUCCAUUUAGCCAAUCCCUUGGGCAUUCUCAUCGCUAACUUGCUGUCACCUGCGCUUGUACAGGGAGGAAAAGAUAUCCCUUUAAUGGUAAAUGAAAGCUAAUCAAUUUUAGUAUUCUGCACCGCUUACAUAUCCUUGGCAGAUGAGUUAAGCCAUUUUUCCUCCUCCUCCUGCUUUCUACAGCUUGGAGUGUACGCAGGGCCUGCUGUCUUCGCCUGUGCCUUAGCCACAUUGGGCGUUCGUGACAAGGUCCCACCAACACCGCCGUCAGCAAGCGCUAGCCACUCCAAUUCGCCAUCAUUCUUCAGGGGCUUGAAGAUGGUAUGUUGCAAGCAAAGCAGAAUUAUUAACUCAGAUAAAGGUACAACGAAUGCUACGUGCCUCUAUAGGACAGAAAGAAAGAAACUGUUGUGUCAUAUUAGAUCAGUGUUUCCCAGUCUUUUUCUGACCAUGGUCCACUUCCGACCUUGUUUCCUUUCAUGGGCGUAGCCAAGGGGGCAGCUGUCCCCCAAAUAAGUAAAAAUCAAUACAGUGGUACCUCUAAAUGCGAACAGGAUCCGUUCUGGAGCCCCGUUCGCAUCUAGAAGCAAACGUAGCCCGUGUCUGCGCGUGCGCAGGUCACAUUUUGGCGCUUCUGUGCAUGCGCGUGACGUCAGUUUGAGCGUCUGUGCAUGCGCAAGCGGCGAAACCCGGACGUAACGCGCUCCGUUACUUCCGGGUUGCUGCAGAGCACAACUUGAACGCUCUCAUCCCGAAGCAUAUUCAACCCGAGGUAUGACUGUACAAAUCUGAGGUUCUGCCCCCCCAACAAAAAUCCUGGCUAUGCCUAUGCCCGCCCCCAUCCAUCAGCAGGGGGCCGGUCCACUGUCCCUCAGACCUUGUGGGGGACCAGACUAUAUUUUUUGUGGGGAAUCAACGAAUUCCUAUGCCCCACAAAUAACCCAGAGACGCAUUUUAAAUAAAAGGACACAUUCUACUCAUGUAAAAACACACUGAUUCCCGGACAGUCUACGGGCCGGAUUUAGAAGGCGAUUCGGCUGGAUCCAGUCCCCGGGCCUUAGUUUGCCUACCCAGUCUCUAUCCCAAGCUAUCUGAACGUAUCUCUCGUUUGACAAAAGUCUAAGGUUUCCAGCAGACCUGUCAGUUACACUGGAAAACAAGUUGCAAGUUUUAGCAGACUCUGUAUAAAUGUGUAUACCAGCUUGCUGGUGACCGAUCUGCUGUUUCCCCCCCUGACAACUCGUGCCUUGUCUUCCGUUUUUAGCUCCUGCGAAAUACAGCUUACAUCAUCCUGGCCCUUUCCUUCGCGACAGGGAUAGCAAUAUUCACCUGCUUCAGUGCUCUGUUGGAACAGAUCCUGUGUGUCAAUGGAUAUUCAAAUGUAAGUUGCUCCAGAUUUCAUCUGUGGCUUUUUGUUGUCUUGCAAGCUCAAGGGAGGGCAGGUGGAGACGGGAGAUCCAGAAGACAAUCUGGGAGGGGACUGCAGGAAUUCAGCUUCAGCCUAUCACAGGGAGAAGCGGGGAGAUGUGCAGAGACCGUGGCGGCUGGGGUGGGGCGUUUUUUUGUGAAACUCUGCAGGGAGGUUUUCACCAGCGCUGCCUCCCCUACCUGGAUACUCCAGCCAUUGAACCUGGAUGUUAAGCAGAUGCUGUCCCACGGAACUGUAGUCCUUCCACAAUAGGAAUAGAAGACUCUGCCUUAGACCAAGCCAGAUUAGCUCUGCACUGUCUGCACACUGACUGGUAACUGCUGUCCAGGUUUCAGGCAGAGGACUUUCCCAGCUAUUCCUGGAGAUGCCAGGGAGUGAACAUUGGGUUCACAGAAUCACAGCUUUGUAGAGUUGGAAGGGACCCCGGGGGGUCAUCUAGUCCAACCCCCUGCAAUGCAGGAAUCUUUCACCCAGUGCUUUUUUUCUAAAAAAAACACAAAACAUGCUUAGGGGUACUCUCAUUUUGACUCAAGAAAAUCACCAUUUUCUAGUUCAAAUUGGGAAAAAUAAAUACAGUAAAUGGACAAAAGUACUAAGUAAAUGGACAAAAUGUAAUAAGUGAUCCGGGGAGAUCCUUUGGUUCAAGUAAAUACAGGAUCUGCCUGGUACUGUGAGUUCGGGGGGGAAAUUGCCUUCAUUUCUAGCCUUCAGUAUGCUAUCAUUACAAAUAUUGGUAAUUCAGCUUCUUUGAAAAAUUACAACUAAAACUAAUGUUAGUUGGAUAAAUGUCAAGCAAAUAAAAAAUGUAGUUUUAUUUUCUGUGCUUUAAAAUGAAGCAAUUUGGAUCCCUUCAUUACAGAGACCCUGUGUAGCGCCAUCUUGUCUGGUACGAUAUAAUUAACAACCAGAUCAGAAGACUCUUGAUUGCUUUCCAGUGAAGGGAGACAGGGUGGGGCGAGGGAAAUAUGCUGCACCUUAUUCUUAGGAGCCGUAAUUAUUGGGUUGACGCCAACUAAAUCGCCAUCAAAGUAGGCUCAUUGAAAUCUAUGGGCACUGCUAUGGGUCUCCCAACAAAGUGGAUCUGCUAGUGCAAGGUCUUUUGGCUGCGCGAUGGCUUUUCCUUGCCUUCUCCUCUCCCCUAUGUGCAUCUCCCCUAUCUGCUUUUGGGGCUCCUCAACGUUCUGGAGAAGGUUUGGGAAGGGUUUGGGGGGAGGAGCAGGAUGGGAGUGGAAGUCCUUGCACAGUUGUGGAAGUCCUUGCAGUUGUGGAUCUACUUUCUCCAACUCCACUCCCUGGUUUCAAUGGGUUUGCUCUUCGCUGGAGUCUGCCAUAUCAUCUAAUCAAUCCCUCAUUUACAGUUCUUUGCAGGUCUGAGCGGCGCCUUGUUCAUUGUGUCCGGACUCAUCGGGGCCUUCUGCCUUGGGCUGUACGUUGACCGGACAAAGAAAUUCACAGAAGCUACCAAGGUCUUUCUCUGUCUAGCUGCGCUGGCUAGCAUUGGAUUUGCAGUGGUAAAUGCCAUUAACGCUAGGUCUCUUAAAUUGACAUUGUUGGGGGCGCACCCCAUGAUGGAGCUGAAUUGCUGAAAGUCGGCUCUGCAGCCUUGUCGGUACUCAAUUUAGACUCUCUUCAUGCAGGUGUCUCAGCUGAGAAACCAGACCUAUGCUUUGGCAACCAUCAGCUCACUCUUCGGGUUCUUUGGAUUUGCUAUCUAUCCUGUCGCUAUGGAACUAGCGGUCGAAUGUUCUUAUCCCGUGGGGGAAGGAUCCUCGUCAGGGCUGAUUUUUGUGAUCAGGUAAGUAGCAGAAUCAGGACACCUGAUUUCUUCUGUACUAUGCGCUGCAUAGUUGUAGUGGUAAUAUACAGAUUCUUUCCAAAAGCUUGCCAGGCCAAGGUUAAAGAAGAACUGGAGCAGGGAAGGGAAAACUCAGACCCAGGCGUCAGUUGCAGCUGUCCAGGUCUUUCUUGUGUGGCCCAUGGGAUUCUCCCCAAGCCACUGCCAGGAGCUGGAAUUGGGCAGGUCAGCAAUAAAACACCCAGUGUCAGCGAACUCUUUAUUCACAGAAACCAAAACAACGCAGGCCUAGUGGUCACAGCAACUCUUCCCAGUAGUCUUGCCCCAAUGAGGCAGCUCUCUAAGGCUCCUCCCCUGCUUCCUAAAGCUCUGCCUUCUUGUCUCUCUUUGCUCCGCCCUCUUCAUUCCUCUCCAUGUACUGGGAGACCAGGGGGAGGGAGCUGGCUGCCACAGGAGGGGGAGGCUCCCUGGCUUCUUCAGCAGCCUGCCUCAUCUCGUGUCUCCUGGCCCCGCUCCUCUCCUGCCUCUGAUUCUGAACUGCUCUCUGCCACAGCCUCUUCCUGCUCACUAAACCCUGUUGCCUCUUCAGCUUCCGACACCACCUUCUCCCAGUCUGCUCCCUCUGACUGCUCGUUGUCAUUGCACCACCACUCCCCCUGGCUCUGAACCUUCUUCCCUGGGGGUUCCCCAGUUGGGGUCUCCCACCGCUCGUCUGCAUCCAGCCAUUCCAUGACAUCACACUCUCUUCAGUCCUACUUUUGAGGGUUUAUGCCUGGCUGAAAUGUGCCUCUGAACUCUCAUAAUACCUCUUGGUUGCCUGAAUAAAGAAUGUGUGUGUGUAGAAAUUAGCCAACGGUACAAUUCCUUGUUCCACCUACUCUUGCUUCUGGCAUGUGCUCCCCCAGGUGGCUGCCCAGAUGACAAUUUGGUCCCCGUUCUGCAAAAGGUUCCCCGACCCUGAACAUCACUAAUUACUUCCAAGUCAGGGAAGACGUGGCCACAGUCUUCAGAUCUCUGGAGGUCUUUUCAGUCCGAAGGUGGAGCAGACUCCAUCUCUCUUGCUCCAGAGGUCAGGACCAGAACCAGUGGGUGGAAAUUGCAAGGAGACCGAUUCUGGCUAAUCAUUAAGGAGAAACGUUCUAACAGUGGAACUGGCUGCCUUGGGAGAUGAGAGACUCACCUUCGCUGCAGAGGCCAGAUAGCCAUCUUUCAGGGAUGCUGUGGUUGCAUCCUGCAUUGCAAAUCAUGCCUUGUGCAUUGUUUCCUCCAGGUUUCCCUCCACCUCCAUGAUUCUAUGCUCUAUGGGCUUAUUGUGAGAGGGGCUUCGUGCGCAUGCAGGUAUUGGCGAUUAUGUGCCAUUGAGACACCUUUUCCAGAGCGGCAGGGCUGUAUCAACAGGAUGCUGGGCUUCCAAUGGUUUCAAUGCACAGAUAACGCUGCAACACACGACUUCAUUCAAGUAAUGCCGGUUUCAAGAAAACAGACUGGUUAGGUAGCAGUUGGGAAGGCGGCUGGGAAAGCUCCCUUUCCGCAGGAGGCUGAAUUAGCAUUGGCUCCUUCAGAGCUAGCCGAUUUCCAAACGUCCUCAGCACCUGUUCCUUUGCAUGGCUGGCAAGUUUGCAGCAGCGUUUCCUGUGAUGCAAUUGCCCAUAUAUGGGCAAGGGGAACCACAUGGCAAGUACAGGAUGUGAAGUGAGGGAAAGCUUCAGACAGCUUUCCUGUAGGGCCAUCACUGGACUCAGAAAUAGUAGAGGACGCUGGAUGGGGAGGAGAAUCGCCAUAGUACGGUUGUAUCUGGCUGGCUGGCAUAUCUCCUACCAAGACUUGAUGGGGCAUCUACUCAAAGUAUACUGGCACCUCGGUUUUCGAUCGUGUCAGAAGUUGAAUGUUACGGCUUUCGAACGCCAAAAACCAGGACGUAACUGCUCUGGUUUUGGGAAGCUUUUUGGAAGCCGAACAUGCCAUGCAGCUUCCAUUUUGAGUUUUCCGGACUUAAAUGCUUCCCGAAAUGCAUGCUUCAGUUUUCAAAUGUUUCAGAAUUUGGUCUUCUGUAAUCCACUUCUGGAAUGGAUUACAUUCGAAAACUGAGAUACCACUGUACACAGAGGGUGGCAAUUCAGCCAAAUCCUCCCCAGAGCCGAGCCACUGAAAUUAUUUAACUCACUUUUUAAAAAAAACAGGGCUCUCCAUACAUGGGGGAAUCAGCCGCUCGAACCAAAGUUUAAGCUUCUAAUCAUUUCAAGGCUUUUCAGACUGCAGAAACAGAACAUCGAAGCGGAACAUUCUUGAAUCCUCUGGUGUUGCCCCUUCUCUCAAAGAAGCGGGAAUGGUUUUGAGCUCCUCUCUUGCGGUGCUCCUUCCCUUUAUUCCUGCAUGGCAGGGGGUUGGACUAGAUGACCCGUGGGACCCUCCCAACACUACCACCCUAUGAUUCUAAGUCACGCCCAUUCCCUUCAGCGGGUCUAGUCUGCGCAGGACUAGCAUGGAGUACCACCCAAAAUGUCUGCUCUAGACAUAAAAGUGAAUCUUGACUGUUACAGACAAUAUAUUCCCCCCCUCCCCCGUGCACAUAAAAAAGAGCCAGUCUUGGACAUGGGUGUGUGUGUGUGUGUGUGUGUGUGUGUGUGUGUGUGUGUGACAUAACCAUGAAAAGGAGACCUGCAUGGUGGACUGUUUUUGUUUCCACAGCCAACUUCUAGGUGUUGUGCUCAUGCUUUUGCUGCAAAGCCUAGCUGUGGAAAAGAAAGAUGCUCCAUUUUCUACUUGCACCUCAGCCAUCGGCAAAGCACUAGACUGGUCAAGUAAGUUUUUGUUACGUAUUUAUUUCACGUAUUAUAAAUAUAUCCUCUCUCUUCUCACAUACACACACACCUGUGGAGGUUUCCUUCAGGGGUGAAUAUCAGCUGCAAGGGGGCGGGGAAGCAGUUGGUUGAGGCACAGCAAUGGCAGUAGAGGUCUCUUUCCCUGACCUGCUCCCUUCCCUGCCUUGGUGUGGGUACUAAAGUUCUGCAAACAAGGAGUCCCCCAGCUUCUUAGGCUGGAGGAACCUCCAGCCAAGGGCCUCUCUAUCCGGCCCUCAAGACUCGCCCCUGGACACAUACCCCAGCAGCCUUGCUUCACUAUACUUGCUUUUGACUGACAAAAGUGUGACCUUGAACUCUGAUAACCUCUUUCCUGCCCAGAUGGCAAGGAGAGUUUGUCGCUCACCCACCAGAUUGUCAACAAGGUCUCGGACCGAAAAGGGUUCCCCACCCUGGGUUUACACUGUGUGAUUUUCUUGUGAUUUUUGAGAUGCAGUUAUUUUAGUUGCUCUUAAGGUCUUUUAUGUAUUUUGAGGCCCUCCUCUCUUUUCGUCUCUGCAUAACAGCAACAGGGAUUUUGUCUCGCAAUGCUGUGAGAGUGCAUUCUCCAUAACAUCUAGGGACGCAGGUGGCGCUGUGGUCUGAACCACGGAGCCUCUUGGGCUUGCCGAUCGGAAGGUCGGCGGUUUGAAUCCCCGUGAUGUGAGUGAGCUCCCGUUGCUCUGUCCCAGCUCCUGCCAACCCAGCAGUUCAAAAGCAUACCACUGCAAGUAGAUAAAUAGGCACCACUGCGGCGAGAAGCUAAAUGGUGUUUCCAUGCACUCUGGCUCAGGACCUGGAAAAGCUGCCCGUGGACAAAUGCUGCCUCCCUCAGCCUGAAAGCAGAGAUGAGUGCCAUGCCCCAUAGUUGAAUUUGACUGGACUUAGAUCAUCCAGGGGUCCUUUACCUUUCCUUUUUAAAAAAACCAUUACAUCUUUGCUAUAGUUCAUUAUGCCAUUGUUUUUCUACUCAGUUAUACAUUUUCUUCAAAGUGCAUAAUGGCUGAUUUUAGUUGGCUAUACAUUCUAGUAGAUUUAAGAUUGAAUUUUCAAUAUGAACGGAAAUUAACGAAUAAGUUUUGGUAGCUGGUCUAUAGUUACUGAUGCUGACCUACCUUACUGUGCAAUCCUAGCAGUUACUCCCAGGUAAGUAGGCUCAGGAUUGCAGCUGGCGUUCCUAAACUGAUCUUGUAAUUCUCAUAUAUUUUUAAGCUGCUGGGUUUCAUUCUCAAUACAUCUGUAGAAAUGUCCUCUCUUUCUCAUCACAGCUUCAACACUAAUGAUGGCUGGAAUCUGCAGCCUGGCUGCAUGUUUCUUUGUGGCUGCCUUUCACACUAAUUACAAGAGGAUCUUUGCAGAAGUAUCUCACGACUUCUCAGUCAACAAAUCAGAAGAGGAUGUUGCAGUAACGGCAGAAAAAUGAACUGCUUCUAGUUGAAAUCUGGACUAACCCAAGUGCCUCGAGAAAAGUUUAAGACUUUUGAGACCCCAAGUGCCACAGUUGCACAGUAAGUUAUAAGUCUUUGGGAACUGACUGGAGCAAAAGAUGAUGGUUAUCUUAACAGGAAACUUCUCACAAGUACAGCCCAAAUUCCCUGCAGCAGUUGGAGAGUGUCUUUUUCAAGACAGAAUGCAAGAAGAGUCUACCCCCAUUAAAAGACAAUUUAAUCCUUAGUGAUGGUGCGGAAAUGUGUAAGUGUCUGAGACUCACUAAGAGUGGCUAUUUUGAUUCUUCCAGUGUGUUACACUCCAAGGGCAAUUCAAUGGAAUAAGCAUAUUUAUACCAACCUGAAUUAUGCGAAAAAAGGAGGGAAUGCAAAUGUUCUGCAACUCUUCAUUUUCAGCAUCUCCCAUUGUUGGGCAACAGCAUAUUUCCUUUUGAUGAAACUUUGUUUGAAAAGUGAUCUAUAAAUGUUUAAAUUAAAUAAAUUGUGUUUCUGACGGUGA
Podarcis lilfordi (Lilford's wall lizard) is the source of this 25968-nucleotide messenger RNA. The record is from the annotation of a GenBank genome assembly. NCBI's taxonomy places the organism in Eukaryota, Metazoa, Chordata, Lepidosauria, Squamata, Lacertidae.